This is a messenger RNA of Zingiber officinale, 1734 nucleotides long. Its product is annotated as receptor-like protein EIX1. Gene Ontology annotation, molecular function: protein binding. The transcript is spliced from 3 exons. The record is from RefSeq and is a predicted model, not a curated record. NCBI's taxonomy places the organism in Eukaryota, Viridiplantae, Streptophyta, Magnoliopsida, Zingiberales, Zingiberaceae. The coding region runs from base 1 to 1734 and encodes 577 amino acids.
AUGGAUUUGUCAGAGUUCGAUGUUAUAUUUUCAGGUUGUAUCAAAACAAGUUUAGAGAUUCUUGAACUGUCUUACACUGGACUUACUGGCCAGUUACCUGAAUGGCUAUGGGAGCUCAAAAGGCUUAGAUCUCUUGAUUUGUCUAAUAAUCAAAUUUUUGGCUCUAUUCCUGCAUCGCUUGGACAACUAGUUUCAUUGGAAGAAGUUUAUUUUAAUGACAAUCAAAUUAAUGGGACUAUAUCAGAAAGUGUAGGGAGGUUAUCAGAGCUAGUUUAUUUGGACCUCAACUCCAAUUUCUUUGUGGGUGAAAUGUCAGAAGCACAUCUUGCCAGUUUGACAAAGUUAAAAUAUUUGAGUUUGUCAUCAAACUCCUUGGCUUUAAAGUUUGAGCACAAUUGGCUUCCUCCUUUUCAGCUUGAAUCCAUUUGGAUGAGUUCUUGCAUCUUGGGUCCUGAUUUCCCAGAAUGGCUUCAGAAGCAAGAAAAUAUAUUAAUCCUUCAUAUGACGAAUGUUGGUAUUGUUGAUGCUAUGCCAGAAUGGUUUUGGAGCUUGAUUUCUGGAGCCUACUAUGUGGAUAUAUCUGACAACCAAAUUAGUGGCAGAGGCCAAUUCUCCCUAGAAUCAUCAUGGGAAAAUUGCUUAAUUGUUGGAAUAGCUCUUCAGCACUUAAGAGUGUUUGAUUUUUCAAGAAACAAUAUAUUUGGAGGGAUUCCAAAAUCAAUGUGCUCACUUUCGUCACUUAAUUCAUUGCAUCUGAGCAAUAACAAUCUAUCUGGACAGUUACCUUUGUCCUUAAAGUACUGUCAAAAACUACUCAUUCUUGAUCUGGGAUAUAAUGAGUUCAGUGGUGAAAUACCAACAUGGGUAGGAAGAAGGCUCAUCUCACUCCAAUUUCUCAGAUUGAGAUCCAAUAAAUUGUGUGGAAAUAUUCCACCCAAUCUUUCAUUACUAGGUAACAUACAAAUCCUUGACCUUGUAGGAAAUAAGCUCUCAGGCACCAUUCCACAAAGCUUUGGAAACUUUAUUGCCAUGACAGUCAUUAGAAAAAUUCCUAGUUUGCUCAUGCAUGUACUUGAAGUUUAUUAUAUGGAGAGCAUGCUAGUGUCAACUAAAGGUGGUUCUCAAGAGUAUAAUAAGUUGCUUACGCUUUUGAAUAUAAUGGAUCUUUCAAAUAAUAACUUGAUUGGUAAAAUCCCUACUGAGCUAAUGAACCUAUCAGGAUUGUUCGGUUUGGAUUUAUCUGGAAAUCAUUUAACAGGAGAAAUCCCAGAAAAGAUCAGUGCAUUGCAACAACUGGAGUCUCUUGAUUUGUCUAGAAACAAUUUAUCCGGUGGAAUUCCUCAUAGCAUGGCCAAUAUGUCAUCUUUGGGUUUUUUAAAUUUGUCCUAUAACAACUUAUCAGGCGAAAUUCCACUCGGUAAUCAGCUCCUAACUUUAUUCAGUGAUCCAUUAGUCUACAUGGGAAAUUUUGAUCUUUGUGGGUUCCCUCUUGAUCGGAGUUGCAAGGGAAGUGAGACAACACAAACUUCAAAUCACAUAGAUGACAAGAAUGAAAAUGAAAUGAUAUGGCUAUACAUAAGUUUUGCUCUCGGUUUUCUUACUGGAUUUUGGACAAUUUGCGGGACACUACUACUGAAGAAGAAUUGGAAGAUUUGCUAUUUCAGAUUUUUCGACAACACAUUUGACAAGGUUUAUGUAUGCAUUAUGAUGAACUUUCGGAAAUUUGCUCUGUAA